Messenger RNA from Adelges cooleyi (spruce gall adelgid), 7404 nucleotides. Its product is annotated as unconventional myosin-IXAa-like. Lineage: Eukaryota; Metazoa; Arthropoda; Insecta; Hemiptera; Adelgidae. The record is from RefSeq and is a predicted model, not a curated record. Gene Ontology annotation, biological process: intracellular signal transduction. Gene Ontology annotation, cellular component: myosin complex. Gene Ontology annotation, molecular function: ATP binding; GTPase activator activity; protein binding. The coding region runs from base 601 to 6405 and encodes 1934 amino acids. The transcript is spliced from 33 exons.
CCGUCGCAGUCCAAAAUAAUUUCUUUAUAGCCUAUGUGUUUCUUGUCGUUCUGAUUUUCGAGCUCGUACCCCAAUCGACGGUGAUUCGUCAUCAUUUAAAUAACAUUAUCGCUUUUAAUUCGUUCGCCGUUUCCGUUUGUGAUGUUGGGCAAAUGCCUACCGACUUGACAGUGGUCCGCCGUUCAUCCGACCGCGUUAGGUCCUGUGCCGUCUGUGUGUACUUGCGCCGAAUGCGCGACCCUUUGAAAGUAUUGGCCGGACUAUUCGCUCGCACAUCGAGUACCAAGCAAUGUGAUAUGUAAUUGUUAUCAUCGAAUUUUGGUAGCUAUGUAGCAAUUUGUAUGCAAAUACAGAGCACACCGAUGAAAAACGCCAACAAUUAAAAUGAUGGGUAAGUCUAAAUCCCAUCUAAUGAUGGGUAUUGAAUAUGAUACUUUUGAAGAUAAAAGAAAAAACUGUUGUUUUUUUUUUUUAAGCAUAAACUAACAUCAACGUUUUAUUUUUGAUUAGCUGGUAUUUUGAUUUGUAGUUUUUCGGUGAAAUCAUAAGUUACCUUACAAAUCAAUGUAUAGAUAAAGUAAAACCCGAUCCUCGGCUGCCAUGGGUGAAGGCAACCAAAGAUAUAUAGUGCAAGUAUUUGUGGGUGCAUUAUCACAAUGUUAUGAAGCACUUAGUGUGGAGGCCAGCAAACAAACCACCUCUGAUGAAAUAGUUAGUUGUAUCGUAGAACGACUUUCUUUAUCAGGAGGAUGUGGAACAGGCUAUGCUGGUACAUUUGAACUUGCUGAGGUUGUUGGUGAUGCUCUUGGGCGAGAAUGUAAGGAACGUAGGCUCGGCCCUACAGAAUGUCCUGUUGCUGUGAUGCUACUAUGGCCCCAGCCUCGUAGGCAUACACAACAACAAGAAUAUUAUAGGUUUUAUUUAAGAGAAAAAUUAUCUGAAAAUUUAUGGGCUGACGGUUUCACCAUGGAUCCACAACUUAUACGAGAUUACUUCUAUAGAUUUCUCUAUCAACCACAAGAUCGAGAGUAUCCAGAUCUUUGUCAGCUCCCAGAUCUCAACGAACAAACUCUUUUAGAUAAUCUUAGAGCACGAUUUACAGCUGGACAUAUUUAUACUUAUGUGGGCUCAAUUUUGAUUGCUGUUAAUCCUUUUAAGUUUCAUCCCAUUUAUAAUCCAAAAUAUGUAAAACUUUAUCAAAAUCGAAGACUUGGUCCAGAACUACCACCUCAUAUUUUCGCUAUAGCUGACGCUGCAUACCAUUGUAUGCUUAGAGAAAGAAAAAACCAGUGCAUUGUGAUAAGUGGGGAAAGUGGUAGUGGUAAAACAGAAUCAACCAAUUUUCUAUUACAUCAUCUUACUGCAUUAAGUCAAAAAGGAAGUCAUGGCAGUGGAGUUGAACAAACUAUACUUAGUGCAGGACCAGUCUUAGAGGCUUUUGGUAAUGCUAAGACUGCUCAUAAUAAUAAUUCUAGUAGAUUUGGUAAAUUCAUUCAAGUUAAUUAUAAAGAAAAUGGCAUGGUACAUGGUGCGGUUGUUCAGAAAUAUCUUUUAGAGAAAUCUAGGAUAUGUUCUCAAGGUCAAAAUGAACGCAAUUAUCAUGUUUUUUAUUAUUUAUUGAAUGGUGCAAGCGAAUCAGAAAAAGAAUCUUUACAUCUACAUAAAGUAGAUUAUUACAACUAUCUAAAUGGGAGUGGUUGUUACACAUUAGGAAAUUUGGAUGAAAAAUAUGAGUUUUCUAGAUUAAAACAAUCUAUGGAAAUGGUAGGAUUUACACCAGAAAAACAGCGAAGGUUAUUUGCAGUUCUCUCAGCAGUGUUACUAUUAGGCAAUGUUGAUUUUCAACCUCGCAAGUCUGCUUAUCAUCACGAUGAAGCUGUUGCUGUACGUAAUCCAGAAAUAGUUUACCUAAUUUCUCAACUUCUGAGAGUUAAACAAGAAACUCUGUUAGCUGCUUUAACAGCAAAACGUGCUAAAGCUUCUGGAGAAACUUUAGUUAUUAAUUAUAAGUUACCUGAGGCUAUAGCUGCUAGAGAUGCAAUGGCAAAGUGUUUGUAUGGAGCAUUGUUUGACUGGAUUGUACUGCAAGUUAAUCAUGCUUUAUUAUCAAAGAAGGAUACAUUGAGAGAUCAUCAAGGAAACUCAAUUGGUGUUUUGGAUAUAUUUGGUUUUGAAGACUUUGGCAAUUCUAAUAGUUUUGAACAAUUUUGCAUAAAUUAUGCUAACGAACAUCUUCAAUAUUAUUUUAAUCAACAUGUGUUUAAAUAUGAACAAGAAGAAUAUCGUAAAGAAGGAAUAAAAUGGAGUGAUAUUGAUUUCUUAGAUAAUACUGGGUGUUUACAAAUGAUUGAAGGAAAACCAAACGGGUUAUUAUGUGUCUUGGAUGAUCAGUGCAACUUUCCCGGUUCGUCUUGUGAAACACUAUUACAAAAAUUUAACUCUGUUCAUAAAGAUAACAAAUUUUACGAAAUGCCACAACGUAAAGAAAAUGCGUUCAUUGUGCGACAUUAUGCUGGUAGAGUUAAAUAUCAGGUGUUUGAAAUGAGGGAAAAAAACUUGGAUCUAAUGCGACAAGACAUAGUUGGAGUUUUAAAAAACAGUAGCAUGGCAUUCGUAAGAGAGUUGGUUGGUGCUGAUCCUGUAGCAGUUUUUCGCUGGGCCAUUGUAAGAGCAUUUUUCAGGAGUUACUUUUCAUUUCAAGAAGCUGGUCGUAGACAUCGUCAGAGUAGAGUUGAUGGAGUUAAAGCAUCCACUUUAUCGUUACGAUUCCGCAACAGCAUGCAAAAUGACAGUAUAAUCAGGUACGCUCCAAAAUUUUCAUCUAACUCCUCAUCUUAUGGAGGAGGAGGGUAUGUUCUUAAUGUUGGUAAAAAACUGGCAUCUAAUCCAAACACCGAACAUAAAAUGCCUAAAAAUCACAUGAUUUUGAAUAAAUCUAUCAGUGCUGAUGCUACUAAACCUAAUAAAAGCACUAAUAAUGAAGAGGUAAAAACUCGAUGCAAUUACAAAUCCACAGAUGAAGACAAAGUGAUUGAACGGGCUACACAGAUUGUUAUGAAAAACAAAUCAUUUAGACCGAAAGAUCGCGGAAAUAAGGGUUUGAAAAAUCUUCAAAGUGUAAAAACUCUUGCAGGUCGAAUACAAGUACAGGGUACCAUAAGUAGUAAAGCUCGUAAGCAACCACUUACAGUGACUGCUCAGUUUCAAAUGUCAUUAAAUAGUCUAAUGGAUACACUUAACCAAGCAAAUCCGUUUUUUAUCCGUUGUAUUAAAAGCAAUAGUAAUAAGGUAGCAAAUUUGUUUGACCAUGACACUGUUCAGAGACAGUUACGAUAUACAGGUAUGUUGGAAACUGUAAGAAUUCGACAAGCUGGAUACAAUGUGCGACUUAGUUAUGAUGAAUUUAUUCAACUCUAUAGAAUAUUAUUACCAAAAGGACUACAUAGCAAUUCUCAAGAUGUUAAAGAUUUUCUAUUAACUCUAAACUUAGAACGUGAUAAUUUUCAAAUUGGUGAAUCAAAAGUAUUUUUGCGAGAGUGUGAAAAGUUAAAAUUGGAUUUUAAACUUCAUCAACAAAUUAUGGCAAGUAUUAUCAUAAUACAACGUUGGUUCCGCACGCUAUUACAGAGAAGGCAAUUCCUUAGAAUAACAUGGGCUACUGAAACAAUACAGUCUUGGUGGAGAAUGAUAUUAUCACAAAAGCUAGUGAAUAGAAUGAGGAUGGACGAAACUGCUGCUAUCUACAUACAAUCUGCAUGGAGAAAGUAUAGAGUUUCAAGUUGGUAUAAAAAUUUAAGACGCAGUGUUAUUACUUUACAAGCUCAUUCCCGAGGAUAUUUAGCUAGACAAAAAUUUUCUCAAAUCAAAAAAACGAGGAAAAGUGUGUCGGCACCACAAAUCAGUAAUUCUAAAGAUUCAAGUCAAGAAGAACUUCGUGACUCUGAAAGUAGUGGUGGUGCCAAAGGUGAUAGUGAAUCAGAGAUUGACCCAUUUGUAAAACCAAAAAUAAUCAGCAGUAUGAGGGAAGAUCAAUUUAAAGCCCCUAGAAGAAAAAUUUCAGGUCGUCGUAUGAGAAUAGAAUCAAAUCCAACUGAUUUAAUUCAAGAUCGCUAUAACAAAACAGAUGGACCACCCAAAGAAGGUACUGCAUUUAGUGACAGUGAAAUUGAUGAUAACCAUACAAAACCAUCAGUUGUUUGGAAUCGAAGAGAAAGACCAAAUGAUUCCCCAAAUAAGCGAUCUAUGCUAACUAGAACACCACAUAUUAUUCCAGAACCUACUGCUCCAGCUCGUUUGAUGAGCCGACUUCGUGUUUCAGCAACUGAGUCAACACCCGAACCUACAAAUUCAAAUGAAAAGGAAUUAAAAAGGAGAAACAGUGAUGGUUCAACAACACAUACUGGGAGAACAGAAGAGCCUAAAUUAACUUAUUCACCUUCUUUUGAGCUCUUAGAAUGGAAAGGCACUACCAUGUUUACUAUAGCAGGUCAUAGAUUUAGAAAAUUAGGAAGAUUUACUCCACAAGAUAAGUGUACUUAUUGUAGUAAACUGAUGGAUGCUUUUUUGACACAAGGACAUAAAUGUUCUGAUUGUAAAAAGUUAUUCCAUACUAAAUGUAUUCAAAAUGGUGGCGUGCUGCAAAUGCCAUGUAUACACCAAAAUGGAAGUAAUAGACCAACCAAUCGACGAAAACCAAGGAAACCUUUAUCUGUUGGUAAUAAAGCUCAUAUAACUCCAAACAUUCCAAGCAAUCAAAAUAGCACUGCUGUUGGCAAAUUCAGUUUAACUGGCACAUCAGAAUUUACUGACAGAACUGAUAAAAUUAUAUCUGAUGUACGUGAACUGAAGCUCAUGCAAGAUUUCAUAACUAAAAAAUUAUACAAAAUAGAACGAGAAGAAGUUAAAAAACCAUCGCAGGUUGAUAAGAUAUUCAAACAAGCGUUGCGUGAAUUUAAAGACAACCUUAUUGCCACUUAUAGUGUCGCUAACAAGCAAGGAAGUGGACAAGUCCUUAAUAUAAAAUAUAAAGAUUUAAUAGCCAACUUCUUGCAUGUUAUUGAGACGGUCUGUGGUAAUGAGAAAAUUCAGGAUGAUUUUCCAGUUACUCUAUGUGUGAAUGCAUUUCGAGGCUUUAUGAACGAGUUUAUGAAUCAGAAUCGUGUUGAAACUGAAAAACCAAGCAAAGGGAAACGCAAAAAAGAGAAAAAACAAAAGUCUGAAGAUCAUAUUGUUCAUGGAGGUCAUGUGCUACAAAUGAGUAUGAUCAAUAUACCUACAGCAUGUGAGGUUUGCACAUCAUUUUUCCUGUGGCCAAUUGAAAGGAGUUUGGUUUGCCGAAAUUGUAAAUUGACGUGCCAUAAAAAAUGCUAUCCUCGUGCUAAUAAAGAGUGUUUAAAAGACGUAAGUUCCUCAUCAAAUAUCCAGCCAAAAGGUGGUAGUGUAGCCAAGGGAAAAGUAUUUGGCCGACCAUUAGGCCAAUUAGACUUAAGUAUGGGUAAAGUACCUGCUGUUGUAGAGUGUCUUAUUACUAUAAUUGAAAUGUAUGGAAUGUACACUGAAGGCAUUUAUCGUAAACCAGGUCUUACCACCCGAGUAAAUGAACUCAAGGAGCUUAUUGAUAAUAAUGAUGUUAGCAAAAUAGAAUUUGAAAAAUAUCAGGUUCAUGUAUUAGCUAGUGUUCUUAAAUCUUUCCUACGUGACAUGCCAGAGCCAUUACUAACAUUUGACUGCUAUGAUGACUUUAUUCGUGCUGCUAGUUUGUCAGAAGAUCGUGUGUCAACUUUAUUUAACAUAUUAAAAAAGCUGCCAAAAGUCAAUUAUGAUUUAAUGGAAAGAUUAGUGUUUCAUCUUGCAAGAGUGGCGUUACAUGAGAAUGUAAAUCGCAUGAAUGCUAGUUCAUUGGCUAUAGUUUUCGCUCCUUGUGUUUUAAGAACUAACAAAUUAGUGCCAGCACAAGAAUCAUUGCGUGACAUUGAACAGCAGACUUUAUGUAUCAGCUCAAUUAUAAGCCACCAAAUGGAUAAAAUUAAAUCGACAUUGGCUGAUAUAGAUACGUUAGAUACUGCUCAUCAUACUGCCACCCAUCGUUUGUCUUCUUUGCGUAUCUCUAAAGUUUAUGGACCAUCUGAAGGACCCGGAAAAAUGGACGAGGAAGAGAAAAUGUUAGUUGGACAGAUACAUGAAAUUAGAAAAGAAAAAGACUUUUUAACAUCUAACUUACCAAGUUUACGACGUACCAACUCUGAUGAUGAUCUCUUAUCAACUGAUGAUGGAAGUUUAGAUGAUGUAGAUGCAAAUACAAAUACAAUAGGCAGUCGUAAAGCUAAAUUAAGAAAUGUUACAAGAAAAGUAAAACGGUCAAACAACAAUACAUUGGAUAGUGAUGAGGACCCUAUUAUGGUUUGAACGAACAUAAAUACUGUUUAUAAAUAUUCAUUCCCAACAAAUAGUUUUUUUUUAAAUUUAAUUUUACAAACAUAAAUAUAUUUUAUUAAGACUCAAUAAAAUACUUAAGUUGUCCUACAGGCUGUUACUUUGUAUAAAUUGUUUUUUUCCUUUGUAUGUUAGUUGGUGCUAUGUUGUUAUUUAUUUAUUUUAUUUUAUUUUUUAUGAGAGUGUACAAAGAAAAAUAUAUUUUGAACAUAAAGACUGUUGCUUUCGGAGUUGUGGUUUAUACUUCUAUUAUUUGUUAUUAUUUCUUUAGGAAUUGUUUAUUGGAUGUAAAAUAAUGUUUCCAGUAACAUGAUUUAAAAAAAAUACUAAUAACUGUAAACCAUCGUCUUGAGUCACCAACUCUUAAAGAUUUUAACUAGUUAACUAAUUAUCCUUAUCUAAUGCAUUUAUAAUCUUAUGUUUCACUUUUUACAAAAUGUUGUAAUUGAAUAGGUACUUAAUAAGAAUGUUAAUAAUUUAAACUAUUACAUAGUUUCUUUAUUUUACCAUGACUAAAUUACUUUUAACUAUGUUUAUAUAUAAAUAUAUUUGUAUAUUAUAAUUUGUUUCUUUCACAUAUACCCGAGUUGAAAUGUCUUAUAGUUUUGUAUUAUUAUUUUAUAUACCAUUUAAAAUCAAAAACCAAUUACUUAAACUUAUGUAAAACAAUUUGACUGAUAUUUUGAAUUUUAAAAGUAAUUUUGAUUUUUUAAUUUUAAAAUAAAUGUUACAAUUAAUUUGCCAAUAAUCUGUUGCCAGCAAUAACUUAAAUGACAUUAUGUAAAGGACAAAAUAAUGUUUUUUCAUUUAACUUAAGUAUAAUUUUAUUAGUCUAAACAAAUCAAGCGAACAAAAUGUAUGAUCAUCUCUGUAUUGAUUAUCUAUUACUAUUUGUUGUCGAACAAACACAGUGUUCAAUUUUACUAUCUUACAUUUUGAUAUAAUAAAAUAGUGUAUCUCUAAUACAAUGUA